Plutella xylostella (diamondback moth) is the source of this 1395-nucleotide messenger RNA. Its product is annotated as acyl-CoA Delta-9 desaturase. The record is from RefSeq and is a predicted model, not a curated record. Gene Ontology annotation, biological process: unsaturated fatty acid biosynthetic process. Gene Ontology annotation, cellular component: endoplasmic reticulum membrane. Gene Ontology annotation, molecular function: stearoyl-CoA 9-desaturase activity; iron ion binding. Lineage: Eukaryota; Metazoa; Arthropoda; Insecta; Lepidoptera; Plutellidae.
AUGACUGCCACCGAAUUGAGAAGCUUUACUAACAAUAAUUUAACUAAGAUAAAAGCUGAGUUUGAAAAUAAUCAGAAAGUUCGCGAAAUCAAUGGUUUUGUAUCAUCCAAAACCAUUGGAACAGACUACAGCUACAAACACGAGAUAGUGUGGAAAAACGCUAUUGGAUUCUUGAUUUUGCAUAUUCUGUGCCUGUGGGGUGUUUUCAUAGCGGUUACAGGAAAUGUGCAAUUCAUUACUCUUCUUUGGGCCUACGUGGUAUUGUUUAUUAGUGCAGAAGGCAUCACAGUUGGUGCUCACCGGUACUACACUCACAGGACAUUCAAGGCUCGCCCUCUGUUGCAAGCCAUCUUAUUAACAGCUCAAACUAUGGCGGGACAGAACUCGAUGUUCAUCUGGUGCCGCGACCACCGGCUGCACCACCGCUACUCGGACACUGACGCCGACCCGCACAACGCCAAGCGAGGCUUCUUCUUCUCUCACGUCGGCUGGCUCAUGACCAAGAAGCACCCGCUGGUCAUGGAGCUCGGGAGGAGGCUGGAUAUGAGCGACCUGCAGGACGACUGGAUGGUGCAGUUUCAGAAAAAGUACUACUAUCCCCUGUACGUCUUGUUCGCGAUACUGAUCCCUGUGUGGGUCCCCGUGCACUUCUUCGGGGAGUCCUGGUUCCACUCUCUGAUGGUGGUCUACUUCGCGCGCUACGUCAUCAUGCUGAACGGCACCUGGCUCGUCAAUAGUGCAGCGCAUAUAUACGGGACCAGGCCUUAUGACCAGAAUCUUCAGCCAGUCGAGUCGUGGAUAGUAUCACUGAUAGCGUUCGGGGAAGGUUGGCACAACUACCACCACGCGUUCCCGUGGGACUACAAGGCAGCAGAACUGGGCGGAUUCAUCAAUCCGUCCACUCACGUUAUACACUUCUUUGAAAAACUUGGUCUGGCUUACGACUUGAAGUCUGCUUCACCGGAAAUGGUGAAAAACAGGAUAGUCAAGACAGGCGAUGGGACACACUAUGUGCUAGGAUACCCUGAGAACAAGGCAGCGGUGACCACUAGCUUCGGCCCAGUUCACCCCCUCAACCCCACUUAUACUGCAGUCUACACCGCCCCAGAAGUGAACCUGAAGCAGGAGGGUCUCCCGUUGUUCCAUGAGAAGGACAUCAUGAGCGCCAGCUGGGAUGAUGGAAUGAGACAGAGAAACGUUGGCUCUGGAUAGAUGAUCAAAAGUAUUCCGAUUUUCAGGUGAUGUGCGUAUGUGAUGGGAUUUUGAUGCCACGGACAAAUAUGAAUUUAAUUUAGACUGAGACAAAUUUUGUAUUUUUAAUUAGAAUACUAUAAACGACUAGGUUAUUAAUUUAAGAAUAAUGUAACUUUAUGCUAGUUGAUGAAUGUAUUUAGA